CCUUGCGCGGCUCCAUGUUUACGGAAGGGAGUCUGACGACCACGACCAUAUCGGUGUGAAAUGUUGAAAAACAGCCACGUAGGCCUAUAGUUCAUUUGUCUCGUUUAGAAUAGUAAACUACUGUCUUAUGUCGAAGGAUACAGCUAGCUAAGCUACAAAGGCAGUAGUUAGCUAGACAGCCAAAAAACGUCAACUCGACUAAAAGUCAUAUCUCAGUACUAGGAAGGGGUUCUCAAGUACAGGUAGACCUGACCAGACCUCUCUCCAGCACCAUGUGGGAUCAGGAGAUCAGACAUAUGGCAUCCAGCCACGCCAUCAUGGCAUCGGGGGUGUUUAUGGCGACAGUGGUGCCAGCGGUGUUAGUGCCGGGCUUCUCUGUGUAUGGGACACACCUGCUGUGGCAGUACUCUGUUGCCGGGGUCGUCGCUGUGGUCAACAUCACCCUGUUCUGGCUGCUGGGGGUCAGCCCCCCUACCAAGAAACACACUAUCACCUACAAGGUGUCUAGGUUGGUGCGUUCCUGUCUCUACCUCCUCCUCUCCUGUCUGUUCUUCCACACUGUAGUGGUCCUGUAUGGAGCACCGCUACUGGAGACUGCAUUGGAGACAUUCUCUCUGGCGGUGUUGUUGACCAGUCUAACCACUCUGAGGUGUGUGUGUGUCCUCGGGCCCAACGUCCAGGCCUGGAUAAGAGUCUUCAGCCGACAUGGGGCCAUGUCGGUGUGGGACACCUCUCUACAGAUGGUGGUCGGCUGCAGUGUUGUGGGAGCCUGGCUGGGAGCCUUCCCUAUCCCUUUGGACUGGGACCGACCCUGGCAGGUGUGGCCUGUGUCCUGCAGUCUGGGUGGAGUGAUUGGUUACCUGACUGGGCUAGUCGUCGCCCCCGCCUGGAUACACUGGCACCGGAAACACCUCACCUACAAGAGCAAGUGAUGGACAAGUCAGAGGGAGUGAGAGAGAAUUUGUAUGUAUGUGUGUUGUAUGUGUGUGCAUGCUUGUUAUGUCACUCCCCCAGGCUGCUGAUAAAUUAUCCCUGUAGUAAUCCGGCUGUAUUGCUUUGGUAUCUGAAUAUUUAUUGGGCUGUUGGAGUGGACAGGCCCUCUCCUGUAAAAUAUGAUGUUGCCAUGUAAAAAGAUUCCAGACGUCGUCUUUUUUUUUUUUUUUUUACAAAUAAAGUCUUAGUUCUUUACA
Messenger RNA from Coregonus clupeaformis (lake whitefish), 1190 nucleotides. Its product is annotated as phosphatidylinositol-glycan biosynthesis class F protein. Gene Ontology annotation, cellular component: endoplasmic reticulum membrane. Gene Ontology annotation, biological process: GPI anchor biosynthetic process. The record is from RefSeq and is a predicted model, not a curated record. The coding region runs from base 273 to 932 and encodes 219 amino acids. Lineage: Eukaryota; Metazoa; Chordata; Actinopteri; Salmoniformes; Salmonidae. The transcript has 6 exons.